Messenger RNA from Rhineura floridana, 3979 nucleotides. It is a transcript of the gene MCOLN3, whose product is annotated as mucolipin TRP cation channel 3. Gene Ontology annotation, molecular function: NAADP-sensitive calcium-release channel activity. The coding region runs from base 203 to 1867 and encodes 554 amino acids. The record is from RefSeq and is a predicted model, not a curated record. NCBI's taxonomy places the organism in Eukaryota, Metazoa, Chordata, Lepidosauria, Squamata, Rhineuridae. The transcript has 14 exons. Gene Ontology annotation, cellular component: lysosomal membrane; plasma membrane.
GCUGCCGGAGUCACGUGGCGCUUCCUCAGCCGCUGCCGUAGCUGCGUAUUGGCAGCUCCACCGCUCCAAUCUUGACUCUCCCCGACGACGUCCCGCUCCCACCGCGGCGCCGGGCGGAUGAGACCCACAGGAAUGAAACCGGACUCCCACUGAGGCGGCCACCUCUCGGCAAUGUGCACUCCUUGCCCCAGGUGCUGCAGCCAUGGAAAAUCCUGAAGGGGUUGUAAGCGGCUGCAGUCCUCAUGAUGAUGAAAAUGUUUACAGCUACAAGCGGCGUCCUUCAGUGUGUCAGGAAUUGCUUCUAGAAGAUCAGCUGAGAAGGAAACUUAAAUUUUUCUUCAUGAACCCCUGUGAAAAAUUCUGGGCCAGGGGGAGGAAGCCUUGGAAGCUCGGGAUACAACUUCUGAAAAUAGCAAUGGUUACCAUCCAGCUGGUAGUUUUUGGUUUAAGCAAUCAAAUGGUGGUGGCAUUUAAAGAGGAAAACACAGUGGCUUUUAAACAUCUCUUCCUGAAAGGCUAUACAGACAGAAUGGAUGAUACCUAUGCAGUAUAUACGCAAAUGGAUGUCUAUGAUCAGAUUUCUUUUGCAAUAAACCAGUAUUUACAGCUACGCACCAUAUCUGUUGGAAAUCAUGCAUAUGAAAAGAGAGGAGCGGAAGAGACACCUAUGGCAAUAUGCCAGUACUUCUACAAGCGAGGAACUAUCUGCCCUGGAAAUGAUACUUUUGAUAUUGACCCAGAAAUUGAAACUGAAUGUUUUUAUGUGGAGCCAAUGCUGCCCUUCGAAAACAGGACAUUAAGGAAGAACGUUUUCAAUUUCACUCUAGACUUCCAUAGACUUGUGACUGUGCAGCUCACAUUCAAAUUGAAGGCUAUCAAUCUCCAGACGGUUCGUCAUCAUGAACUCCCAGAUUGCUAUGAUUUCACUCUGACAAUAGUCUUUGAUAACAAAGCACAUAGUGGAAGAAUUAAAAUAAGCCUGGAUAAUGAUAUUGCCAUCAAGGAAUGUAAAGACUGGCAUGUUUCUGGUUCAAUACAGAAGAAUACCCACUACAUGAUGAUCUUUGAUGCCUUUGUCAUAUUGACAUGCCUAGCAUCACUGGUUCUCUGCACACGAUCAGUGAUCAAAGGGAUCCGUCUACAAAGGGAAUUUGUAUCCUUUUUCCAACAUCAUUAUAAGAAAGAAGUAUCUUUCACAGACCAGAUGGAAUUUGUCAAUGGAUGGUAUAUCAUGAUCAUAGUUAGUGAUGUUCUAACCAUAAUUGGAUCUACGCUAAAGAUGGAAAUACAGGCUAAGAGUCUAACAAGCUACGAUGUCUGUAGUAUCCUCUUGGGAACAUCCACCAUGCUUGUGUGGCUUGGAGUGAUUCGCUACCUAGGCUUCUUUCAGAAGUACAAUCUUCUUAUUUUGACAUUACGUGCGGCAUUGCCCAAUGUGAUUCGAUUUUGUUGUUGUGCUGCUAUGAUUUAUCUGGGAUAUUGUUUCUGUGGCUGGAUUGUGCUGGGUCCAUAUCAUGUAAAGUUCCGUUCCUUGAACAUGGUUUCUGAGUGUCUCUUCUCUUUGAUAAAUGGAGAUGACAUGUUUGCUACUUUUGCAAAAAUGCAGCAGAAGAGCUAUUUGGUUUGGUUAUUCAGUCGGAUCUACCUCUACUCUUUUAUUAGCCUAUUUAUCUACAUGGUUCUGAGUCUUUUCAUUGCCCUUAUUACAGAUACCUAUGAAACAGUUAAGCAUUACCAGCUAGAAGGCUUUCCAGAGACAGAACUUCGUGCAUUCAUAGCACAGUGCAAAGAUCUACCAAACUCCGGAAGAUACAGAUUAGAAGAUGAAGGUCCCACAACAAUCUUCUGCUGUUGUAAAAGGUCUUAAUGAAAAUAUUGGCAAGAACUUUUGAAUUCAUGUGGAAACUGCACUCUCAUCACAGAUCCUUAACUGAGUGGUCAAAGAGAAAAUUCCAAUAUACAAGGCACAAAACAUCCAAAUUCUUGCAAGACAAGCCAACUUUAAUUACCUCCUAGUGUAUUUAGAACUGCAGCAAAAGUCAAAGCAAAAUUGUCUGGAUUAGAAGCAUUACUGAAUAUUGGUUUAUAAAAGUGGAUAACUGUCCACUUCAUGAUUAAGCACUCUUUUUCCAAAAGUGCUUUGCUUUUUCUAGUUCUCUGUAUACAUCUACAUAACUUGUAGAAACAGUGGCACAGAUAAUACUGUGAUGGGUCAGGGCGAAAGUGAGGGUACAGAGACCCUCAAAUUUGUGAAAACCUAAUUGGCUGCCACCUGUCUGGUAUUUAAAUAGGUACCUAGAAUUACCAAAUAAAAACUUCUUAGAAAAGUACCCAAUAUAUAUGUACAAUAUAAAUUCAACAUCUUAGUGCAUUAUCUAAGCAGUAGCCUGGUGGGUUGAAUGUAAAGACCCUAGGCCAAGGAGAGCCAAUCUGAACUGCAGCUUUCAUAAUCCUUGAUAAUUGGCUAUAUUAGCUGGGACUGAAGGGAGGGCACCAUAUUGGCUUUCCCUGCCAUGACUGACCCAGGGGUUCCUCAUGUAGUUGUUUUGCAAAAAGUAGUACUUUGUUUAACACAUAUGUAAAUAUGGUAUCUCAAGUGUAUUGUUUCAGACAGCAGAGCAGAACAAUCACACCAUGAUGAACCACCUGGGUACUCUCCAGUCCAGAGAGAGUUAUCUCUUGCAUAGAAAAAACUCUCCCAUUUCAGAAACUUCAAUAACUUUUAAUGCAACUGAAAACUACUUUAGUAAUUGGCUGGGCAGAAAGUACUAAAUGAAUGGCAGUGAGGAAUGGCAAAUUGGCCGAGUAAGGUAGAAGAUUAAACACUCAAUAAGAGAGCAUGCAAAUAUAGAAAUCAUCCUUUUGUGCUAGGGCUGGUGAACCUAUGGCCCUUCAGUUGUAGUCCAACAUUUGGAGGGCCAAAGGUUUCAUAUCCCUUCUUUAAGCUAAUACAUGCCCCACCUGUCAAUGUGACUUGGGGAUCCACUCACAGGAAGGAAGCAGUUCCUCUCAAACAUUCAGAUGAAUUAAUAUCACUUAGCAGGAACAGUAGCUUGAAAAUGUUUUGGUACUGCAUUGUUUUGUUUUAUUUAUUAAAUAGGCUAAGGGGGGGAGGGAAGGGUCCUUCUGGAGGGUCUGCUGCUGAGUGCCAGAUUCACAUAGAGACUGUAUGUCCACACACAGUCCACACUGUGUCCACACAAACAGGUGGAAAAUGGGAUUUUCCAUGCUUUUGAAAUAUGGAGUUUGGUUGUUAGUUGAUCAAACUGUAUAAAAAAUCUAACAUUUGCUACACAGAUGUUCAGUGUGUUUCAAAUAAAGUCUUAGUGGUUGAUGUUGUUUGCCACUCUUCUGAUUAAAUGGACAAAAAGGACAGGAUUGACACACUGGAAGAGAGUGAGACAUUCUGGUCUUUCACAUCAUUAUCACAACACUAAAUGAGUUGCAAAGAGAUGUGAACACUAAUAAACACACACUUUACACUUCAUUGCAACUAACACAUUUCAUUGCAAAUUUAAUGUUAUGUGCAAAUCAGUGUAUUACUCAAGCCUUUAUAUUAAACAAGUACAGACUGUCUGCAAUAACACUGGAGUGGACAGCACAUAGAAUUACUCUAAAUAUAACUCUUAAACUAUGCUGCAACUUGUGUUAGAUCUUAGAAUUGCUAACCAGUUGUCCAAAACCCUUAUGUGGAACCUGACUUUUAUAGAUGCCUUAUUAGGUAUAUUGUAUUUACUUGGGAAGGAGAUGUGAAAAAUAAAGGAAAUCUAUUUUUAGACUUUUAAAUAUUUCAGAUGUAAAAGCAACGAUCAUGACUGAAUUUUGAAUGAGCAGCAAGACUUUUUAUGUACUGUGUACAAACUUUGAAAAACAUUAACUAUGUGUUGUUUGUUCACAUUUUAUAGGAUGCUAUAGUUAAAUAUUUAACUUGAAAGUUAAUUAAUAUUGACAUUAAGAAUAAAAUUUUGUUUAACCAGUG